GGCUUCCUCCCGCCCCGGCCGCCGCCGCCGGUAUUCGCCCCGCAGCCCUGCGGGCCCCUCCCGCCCCCUGUCGCUGUUCCUCAUGCGGCGGCGCCAGCACCGCAGCCCCUGCUAGCCCCGGACCACCGCCCCCAGACAGGAUCCCGGCCCGGGCACUCCCAGGCCGGCCGCCUCCCGCUCCGCGGGCCGUGACGGGCGGGACGCGCUGCUCGCCGCGGCACUGGGAACGGAGCGGGCGGGGCCACGGCUGCAGCCGGAGCCUUUGCGGGACAGGACCGCGGCACCCGGAAACACCGGGCGGCUGGUGGGAGCUGAGCCGGCAGUAAGGGGCGAGCUGGGCCGCCGGGCCGGGGCUGCAGGAAGAAAAAAGUCAAGAAAUGUCUACCAAUUUAAAGUACCUUUCCUUGGGCAUCCUGGUUUUUCAGACCACAAGUUUAGUCUUGACCAUGCGUUAUUCUCGGACACUGAAAGAAGAAGGACCUCGUUACUUAUCCUCUACUGCAGUAGUUAUUGCUGAGCUUCUGAAGAUUUUGGCCUGUGUUCUACUGGUCUACAAAGACAGCAAGUGCAAUUUACGGACUCUGAACAGAGUGCUACAUGAUGAAAUCCUUAAUAAACCCAUGGAAACUCUUAAACUUGCUAUUCCUUCAGGAAUUUAUACUCUUCAGAAUAACUUGCUGUAUGUAGCAUUGUCAAACCUAGAUGCAGCCACAUACCAGGUUACAUAUCAACUGAAAAUUCUUACCACAGCAUUGUUUUCUGUGUCGAUGUUGAGCAAGAAAUUGGGUGUAUACCAGUGGCUUUCAUUAGUAAUAUUAAUGACAGGAGUGGCAUUUGUGCAGUGGCCUUCAGACUCUCAAGCAACAGCUGCUAAGGAACAUUCAGCAGGAUCUCAGUUUGUAGGCCUGAUUGCAGUUCUUAUAGCAUGCUUUUCUAGUGGAUUUGCUGGGGUUUAUUUUGAGAAAAUUUUAAAGGAAACCAAGCAGUCUGUAUGGAUCAGAAACAUUCAGCUUGGAUUUUUUGGUAGCAUAUUUGGACUGAUGGGUGUAUACAUUUAUGAUGGAGAACAACUGUCAAAGAAUGGAUUUUUUCAAGGAUACAAUAAACUUACUUGGAUAGUUGUUGUUCUGCAGGCACUUGGAGGGCUGGUGAUUGCUGCUGUUAUAAAAUAUGCGGACAACAUUUUAAAGGGAUUCGCAACUUCUCUCUCUAUUAUACUGUCAACACUGAUCUCCUAUUUCUGGCUGCAAGAUUUUGUCCCUACAAGUGUCUUUUUCUUCGGAGCCGUCCUUGUAAUAGCAGCUACUUUCCUAUACGGUUAUGAUCCCAAACCUGCAGGAAAUCCCAUUAAGGCAUAGCAGACUUCCUCAUCAACCUGCUUCUCAAGAUCAUGUAUUGGGGGCCUUGCUAACAAUGGCAUGUGGAAAGUGUCAUUGUGCACUGCAAGGAAAGGAUUACUACCCUGAAUCUAUUGAAGAAAAGCUUAUGAGUAGUUUUGAACAGCCAGAGGGGUUAAAGGUGGAUGAUGAUACUGUCUGUAACUGAUGGGGGGGGGGAAAAUGGCAGGGGAAUGCCCAGUGCAACUUGCUAAUAAAAACUUGAAAGGAACAAAAAGUUUCCAAGAAACUGCAAUUAGGAAUGUUUACAGCUUUGACUGGGAUUGCAUCAAAAAAAUUUACGGUAUUGACUGCUGCAGAAAUAUGUCCUAUGCACUCUUCGAAAGAGCACAUGACAACGUUGUCAGAUUGUAUGUUUUUGCAAUUUGACUAUAUUUAAUCUUAGUAAAUAUGUUUUUAACUGUUUGUCUAUUUACAUGAAAUCAGUUGAAUACACGUCAUAGUUCUAAAGUGAUGGUUCUAAUUAGCUAUUCCUUAUUAAAACUGUGAAGAUUGAAGUAUGAUUGAAAGACUCUUUCACAAUAUCAAAUAUUUUUAUAUUUUUAGAAGACUGAUUUAAUAACAGGAAUCUGUUAUUAAAUUGUAAUAAUUCUGUUGCUUAUAGAAAACUAUUGUAAGAAUGUUAACAUUCUCACCUAAGUACACAAAGGGAGAAAUUCAGAGUGAAAGCUCAAAAUCUGUGUUGAUACUCCAGCCUUCAUCAGGACAGCCCAUAAUGUUCCAACAGAUGCAGUAACUCUGUGAACACUGGCCAGAGGUUACUGCACUAACCCACCACUAAAAGUAGGGUUACAGCGGAGUGCUUGCUCAGAUGUAACGUUCAUUCCUUUUAUUUUUAUUGGUUAGAAGGCAACUUUUUGGUAGAACCUUUAAAGUAGUUCUUAUGCUUUAAAUAUCCUCUGGGGAUUUUUUUAACCACAAUAUUUAAAAAAAAAAAAAAAGCCCAUAAUAAAAGUUUUAAAUGCAUUAUUGUUGUCUGUAACAGCUCCAUCUGGCGCUAUUGUGGUGUAUCAUCUAUAUACUGUACUGUACUUUAUUACAGAGGUGUUUUUUUUGAACAAGUGUUGUUUACUCAUGAACUCUCCAAGGCUUUUUCAGUACGUUUCUAUGUAAUGGCUUAAUCUGAGGUGUUUUGUUUUGGUUUUAUUUAUGUUUUGAGGGUUUUUUUUUAAAUUUUUAUUAUUAUUUUGUUCUGGGAGUCCUUGAGCCAACAGACCAAAAUGGGUUCUCUGGAACUAUUCAGUCUAGUAGUGGGAUUACUUGAAUAGGAAACAUAGUGAAACAGUAAUUGUGCAGUAGGUAAAUAUAAAAGCAUUCUCCUGUUUUAAGCAAAAAAAAGUGUCACAAAGAAACCUAGAUGCAAUUAGUACUUAGAUCAGUUAGACUGUUACAAACACUUCUCUUGCUGAAGUAUUUGCAUAUAGCCAGAAACACCAAAAAAAAAAAAAAAAGCCAGGACUAAUAAAGAAAAAAAAAGUUUUUAGAAACAAAAGUGUCUUUAAAAUCACUUGUUUUCAGGAAACAUAUUCACAAUGGGUAUUAAUGUAGAGUAAUUUCUUAUCCACAUUAUAUUUCUAAAUGUAUACUUUUAUACAAAAACAUAUCAAUAGUUACUUACCUGUAGGACGGCAAGUGGUGAAAAUGUAUGAUUUCCUUAUUUCCCCCCUCAUGCUCUUGCUCUCUUCUCUCUUGUGCUAAUGUUGUGAAGAGAGAGGUGUUUUAAAAUCUUUACCAAAGUACCUCAUCCUCCCUUCCACACUUUAGUGGUGGAUUGACAAGGAGAUUCUGUAAGAGUGCUCUGAGAUUUUUUUAAUGAAGUAUUGUAAAGGGGAAAGGAAAAAUUCCUCUUAUGUCAGCCAAGUAAAAAGUGUGUUUUCCUUCUGUUGGCAAUGACAUAGAUUAUCAACUUCUUGUUUGUUUACUGUAUCAGAGCAAGACGUUAAAUAAAUGUCAGAGUUCUGCCAAGGGCUUGCUAAGCUUUGUGAACUGUGAAUCUAUCCCAGUGUGCCAUAAUUGCAGGAGCUCUACUACUUGGUAGUCAAAGCUAUCUCAUAUUACUGUAAAUUGGCAUACUGUGUUCAUAUAAAACCUUUUACCUAUAGCACUCAAUGUGGGAAAAUCUUUGGAAAAGUACAUUUAGUCGUUUCACCACUGAAAUACCACAUGAGGUACGAUGUAUGCAUAGAACAGUGGGUCACAGUGUUUCUUAGUGUAGAAUGGGAAAUGCAUGACAGAAAUGAUCUGAGAAGUGUUGGUAGUAAUAUCUGAAUUGGAGUUUGGCCAACAUGAUAAUACUUUUAAUUUCAUGAAUCGCAGUAGUGGAAAUGUUCAGAUGAUAUAAUUGCUUACUUCCUUGGGGAAUUUCUUGGGAAAAAAAACAAAACAAAACAGAAGGAGCAUGUUCAGGACACUUUCAAGCCAGUUGCACAGGAAGGGACCAAAGAAUCCAGAUAAUCACUGCAUUGCUCAAGUUCUGUUACAUAUAACCCAGUUCUAAUACUUCAGGUGCACCUGUCAAUAUUUGUCAGUAAGGGUUGGUUUAAAGGAAAGAACAGGAAUACGUGCUCUUUGCUUUUGAAUAGGAUGUCAUACAACUUUGGAAAACAAUAUAUCUACUGUAUUAAGGAACAGUAACUCCUGUCCAUAGAUCAGUGACUCUUCCAUCCUCUCAACUGACAGUUCCAUUAAAUUUUCCAGUAGAGAGAUAGUUCUCUUCAUAUAUUUGUUGUUGUAAAGGAAAUAGGAAUUUGUAUUUUGAGCUGUCUUUUCUGAGCCUGUGAAGGGCUCAGGAAAGACUCUUGUCUGAGGCCCUCCAGGUUGAAAAACAUUAUUCUAGACAGGGAAGACAGCCUAUGUUUCUUGAGAACAGAAGGGAUUUGAGGAGGGUUUACUGAUCUCUGUAACCUUUGCAAUCUGAGAGCAUAUGCACAUUCUCUCAUUAAGAUACUUCUGUAUCUGGAUUUUAAAGUAAAAAAAAACAAAAACAAACAAACAAACAACAAAAAACAACAAAAAAACCCACCAACAACCGAAAAAACCCCCCAAUUGUAAGUCUAUAACUCAUUAACUAACCAAAGAAGCAUAGCUAGCACAGAGCAUUGGGAAAUAGGGGAUAGUGUGCUUUGAGUUUGCCCUAAAAGCAAACUGCAGGAGUCUAACUUUCCAAAAAUAAACCUGUCUUUCUGAACUAUUCUGACUUUUAGACAAUGGAUUUAUUACUUUAGUUGUAUAUUUAGGAAGCUAACCUAUACUUAGCAGAAUUUUAUUUAAGUAUUUAUAAAGUUAUAGGUAGGUAUUUAUUUGCAAUAACUUGAAUUACGUGAUUUUUUUUUUUUUAAGACUUGCAUAAUGGGAAUACUAGUAUUUAUUGAAUACUUGGAUAUUUGGUAGUUUUAUUUGAGAAUCUCCGGGAUACAUGAUAAAUGGUCAAAUAAUAAUAAAUAUAGAACUAGCUUCAAAGCAAAAUAAAUCAGCAGUUCAGUGGUGAAAAAUCUUGAGUCUAAUAAAGUAAGAUAAACUUUUCUUUAAAGAUUGUAUUUCUGUGCUAUCCACAAGUGCCCGAUAAUCUUUUUUUCUCAAAGAAUUCCAAUAAUUUUAUAGUUCUAUUCAACUACUUCUGUUUUAGGGAAAUUAUAAGAAAACUUCCCUUUUUAUUUGCUUUAAUAAUGGGUAGAUUAAUGUUCUAGAUCCAGCUUCUACAAGAUAACACCUCGGGGUUUUUACUGUAACUUUUUAGAAACUAUUGUUUCAUCUUUUUCUCAAAAAAACAAUCUUAUUUUAGUAGCAUAUACUUUCAGUUACUCUUACAGUCUUCUCAGAUUUUUAGAAGUACAUAAUUGUUCUGUGUUCCUACCUUAUUUUUAUGGCUGUAAUAAAAAGAAUGUAAUGAAUUUUGUUUAAUUGUUUUAAAAUAGAUAAAUGAAAUGUUGCAUUCAUUCCUUCUGUUUUUUGUUGUGAGUAACUUUCAUAUUUUAGUAUAUUUCCUUAUCGGCUGCACAUGUUCUGUUGUAUUUAAGCAAUCAUCAUUUUCCAAAUUUGAAGUUGUUGCUGUUUUUCCUCCUGUUGACAGUGUUUCUUGCUGGAUAUUAUGAAUGAGGAAGGUUAACCAUUGUUUUCUUCUCUGAAAUCCACAUUUCGUUAAAAGGCGAUAUUUAAAAACAGUAAGGAUGUUUUUGUGUAUUAGAAAGGUAAUGUUUAUCUAUAACAUGGUAUUAUACCAUAUAUGUGGUAGUGUAUCAUUAUCUAUGGUAUUCAGUUAUUGUAAGAAAGUUCGAGAACUGUUUCCUUGCCUUUGUUUUUAUUGUUCUGUUCAUUUUUAAUGCUGAUUAUUUUCCACAGGUAGUUACUAAAGAGUUCUACUCUUUCCAGGUAAGCUUGUUAUAUGUUUUUACAUAUCUAGAAUUAAGAUAUUUUUACUGGAAAAAAUGCAGGGGAAAAUGCAACAAAAGAAGCGGGAUUAAUUAGAUGAUAUCUUCUACUCUGUUUACUGUGAAUCCAAGUUUCUGUUCAGUUGAAUUUAUAACUUUUUCUAAUUAUUUCCCACUAGGUGAAUUUUUAACUCUUUCUAGAAGAAAAAAAAAAAAAAAAAAUCUGUCCUGAGGUGCCGUUCAAUGCUCAUGCUUAGAUGUCUGCUGAACAUUUGCAUUCAGGAGUAGACAUGACAUUUUUAACUCUCACCUUCAAUCUUCCAUCAUCAUUCUGACUGUAAUUAGCCAUAUUAAUUUCAUUAGCAAUUUAUAGCACAGUAAAAAUUGCUUAUAUGCUAAGCAUAUGUUUAUAUUCGCUGCCGUGAUUAACAUUUUUUUAGAUUUUUAAAAGCUUGUCUUUAUUGUCAAUAUAUUCUAAAUUUAAUUUUAAAUAUAUGACCCCAAAUAUAAAUCAUAUAUUCAAACACUGUAGCAAAAUUUUUAAGGUAGUCUUAGGAUUUUUUUAUAUGUUGAUUUUAUGUGUGAUUACACUGAAUACUAUUCUAAUAUAUGUUUUUUUCAGGCAGUUUGGAAGCUGGAUAUUUUUUUUGUAGACACUGCUGAACGAUGGAAUGCAUUUUACAUCACCUAAUAUAGUCUUCUUUUAAAUCCAUAUUGAAGUAAAAUACUGUAUGUUUUUCUCCUUUAUGUGUAGAUAAUGUCACUGUAGUAAUAACCUAGUUAAAAUUAAGCACCAGCUUUAUUAAGAAUAUGAUACAAAACUGUUUGAGAGCUUUGUAAAUGGAGAGGUUUGCCUUAUGCAUAUUUUAUCAGAAAUAAAAAAAAUGUUUUAAUAUC
Molecule: messenger RNA, 6661 nt
Organism: Tyto alba (common barn owl)
Lineage: Eukaryota; Metazoa; Chordata; Aves; Strigiformes; Tytonidae
Gene: SLC35A3
Product: solute carrier family 35 member A3
Exons: 8
Coding region: 378-1358 (326 amino acids)
Biological process (GO): pyrimidine nucleotide-sugar transmembrane transport
Cellular component (GO): Golgi membrane
Molecular function (GO): UDP-galactose transmembrane transporter activity
Source: RefSeq, a predicted model, not a curated record